Messenger RNA from Saccostrea cuccullata (small rock oyster), 813 nucleotides. Its product is annotated as deoxycytidylate deaminase-like. Bases 123 to 722 code for a protein of 199 amino acids. Lineage: Eukaryota; Metazoa; Mollusca; Bivalvia; Ostreida; Ostreidae. The transcript is spliced from 5 exons. Gene Ontology annotation, molecular function: hydrolase activity; zinc ion binding. The record is from RefSeq and is a predicted model, not a curated record.
AGCAGUCGCUAACUUCUGAUACUAACUUCAGUCACUUUGACAAUAUUUAAUUAAUCUUGAUCAUAUUAAGGAAUAUAUGAAUCUAAAGCCGUGUCCAUAAUCACGAACCUGAGUAAACAACCAUGGCGACAUCUGAGGGGCAUUCAAAGCCGAGAAUAAAAGCUGAUAUAUCAUAUGAUGAAUUUUUCAUGGGAAUUGCUUGUUUGUCAGCAAAAAGGAGCAAGGACCAACAGCGAAAAGUUGGUGCAUGCAUCGUCAAUGAGGAUAAAAGAAUAGUUUCGACUGGAUACAAUGGUUUUAUUGACAGAAUUGAGAAUAAUGAUGAAGCAUUCAGCUGGUCCAAAGAAAAGAAAAAUCUUUAUGUCUGCCAUGCUGAAAUGAAUGCUGUUGCUAAUAGACAUGGAACCAGUUUGAAGGAUUGUACACUUUACGUUACUCUUUUUCCUUGUAACGAAUGUACCAAACUGCUGUUACAAUCAGGGAUCAAAAGGAUUAUUUAUUAUGACGAUGAAAAGCUUCAGGCUGAAAAACAAAAAUACGAACAAUGCACAGAUGACGUGAAAAUAGAAGGGAAGUACAUGGCGUCGGAAAAUAUGCUGAAAAAAUCAGGGGUUGAAAUUUUAAAAUAUGAAAAUCUUGAAAAGGAAGAUGGAACUCGACUGAACCCUACAAAAGAAAUCAUGCUUAGUUUUGACGACAUUGCGAAAGCUAUUAAAAAAUGAAAUAUAAAUUAAGAGCUGUUGUACCGCUAACAUUUUAAAAAUCAUUUUUAUAAAGAUCAUCAUAUAUAUGAAUUUCAAAAAUGGUUAUAGA